Molecule: messenger RNA, 1307 nt
Organism: Dreissena polymorpha
Lineage: Eukaryota; Metazoa; Mollusca; Bivalvia; Myida; Dreissenidae
Product: trafficking protein particle complex subunit 2-like
Exons: 5
Coding region: 140-568 (142 amino acids)
Biological process (GO): endoplasmic reticulum to Golgi vesicle-mediated transport
Cellular component (GO): TRAPP complex; cytoplasm; nucleus
Source: RefSeq, a predicted model, not a curated record
CUUUAACCGGAAGUUGAGUUGGGUGUUCCUAACCUCACGGAGAUGUUUACAAACAAUCAACGAAUAUAGCAAACCUGUAAAUUGAACGCCAUUUUGUGGCCCUUUCAUAUAUUCACACAUAUAUAUAACGUUUUUAAAGAUGGCUGGGAACUACUAUUUUGUCAUUGUUGGUCACCAUGACAAUCCCAUCUUUGAAAUGGAAUAUUUUCCCCCUAACAAGGCUCCUGAUACCAAGAAGGAGGACCAUCGUCAUCUGAACCAGUUUGUGGCUCAUGAAGCGUUAGAUUUGGUGGACGAGAUGAUGUGGACCACACCAAAUAUGUACCUGAAAAUUGUGGACAAAUUCAAUGAGUGGUUUGUGUCAGCAUUUGUCACAGCUGGACGAAUGAGGUUGAUAAUGCUCCAUGAUGUCAAAAAUGAAGAUGGUAUAAAGAACUUCUUCCAGGAAAUGUACGAGACAUAUAUUAAACAUGCCAUGAAUCCUUUCUAUGAAAUCAACCAACCCAUAACAUCAACAGCAUUCGAGAAGAAAGCACAGACAUGCGGAAAGAGACACUUAACUGGAUAAUGUUCUAUAAUUAAUGUCAUAAUGCAAUUGACAUUUAAUGGUACUAGUGAGAACAUGUUUUAAACCAGUUUUCUGAUAAUAAUGCUUAAUUGACGGCAUUUAAGUGGGCUGAAGAUAUAUUGAAAAUAUGAUGUGAGCAAAAUGUCAUGAAAAUUGGAGUUCUUUUGCGUAGCAUAAUGUUUAUUGGCUAUUAAGGAAAUAGGGUUUAAAGUGUUAUAUUAAAGUGAACUUUGAAGAGUUGAAGAUACAAGAUAAGUUUUAAACAUUUUGUUAUUGUGAUAUCAUGCUUUUUAUAAAAUAAUGUGUACUGGGUACCCGGGACUGGGUAUGUGUUUAAUUGAAACAUAAAGCCUGUUAUGGUCUCCUGGUUGCCUUUAACCCUUUGCAUGCUGGGAAAUUUGUCAUCUGCUAAAAUGUCGUCUGCUGAAUUUCUAAAAUUAGCAUUUUUUUCGAUUUUGUUUUCAAAGAAUACUAUCAGAAUAGCAAACAGUUUGGAUCCUGAUGAGACGCCAUGUUUUGUGGCGCUUCAUCUGGAUCCAAACUGUUUGCAAAGGCCUUCAAAAUUCGGUUCCAGCACUGAAUGAGUUAAAUGUAAGGAAUCCAUGCUUUGAUUACCGGUAGACCACUGUGACAGUAGCAGGGAAAUCUUUAUAUGUAUAUGUGCAAUCUUAUUAUUAUUAUUUUAUGCACUGAACCAUAACUUGGUUGAUAUUGUUCUGAAUAAACAAAUAUAAAUGAU